AUGGCUCAACGCGUGCUAAAGCGAGCCGAUUGGACGAUCGUUGUGCAUCGCAAUGAACGAGCUGAUGACGAUGCAGCGGUGAAGAGUUACAUUGAAGAUGCUUGGAGGAGAAAGCGAGAUAGUGUCGCUGUCGUUAUAACUCAGAUUGAUAAAGUCAAUGAGUUGAAAGACAAGCGCACCGAGUUCAAGGUCGAUGAAGAAGAGGACCUUCAAUAUUUGAGCGAGCAAGAAAAACAUAUCAACUCCGAAAUGACGAAAAUCAAGAAGCAGCUUAAGACCACUCCACGAAAAUCUGAAUUUCUCAUUACGUUGAAUGAGCAAAGGGAUCUCUAUGCCAUUCAUGAGAAGCACAUUGACAUAAAACGACUGGAGAUUCUAAUUGCCCGACGUAGUCGCCAGCUGGAGCACGAGUUUCGCACGUUCCAUAGCGCACUUACCAAAGGCACAUAUGCCGGCGGUGCCCAUGAACUGCCCGUCUUUUGCGUCACCAGUACUGAGUACAUGAAGCAUUUGGAACCUUACUCGCCGUUAGAACCGCCAGGCGUAAGUGUUCAGCGUUCAGGCAUUCCUGCCCUACGACAUUUUCUCCUAAAUUUGCCGCACAAAUCUGGCCGGUCAUUAGCCCUCAAGCGUCAUUGUGACAUCCGAGUCAGGGCAUUGCUGAGCUCAAUGGCACUAUCGUGCUCUGGGUUCAGGCCGAUGUUAAGGCGUGAAUUGCUAAGGAAGGUUGUGACUAAUGCUGUCGAAAGCAUGCUUAUGUGCUGCGGCAGGGUGAUAAAAGAAUUCUGUUCAGAUAACAUCCUUGAGGUCAAGGAUAGAUUCGAGAUACGUGAGAGCAUCUGGAUUGAAAAGGCUGAAGCAUUGUGCGACAAGUGGGCGAAAUACAACCCUGCAGGACAUCUUGCAUUCGUCCGAAAUGAGGGCCAUUGGAAGACAAGUGCCUGUGGCACAGCAAACUGGAAUAACUCUCUGAUCCAAAUUAUGCGGGAUGAUAUGGAGCCUGUCCUGAACCAUUUGUGCGACCACGGACUACCUCAUCUUCGUUCUGAAUUUCUCCUCACAUUCGAUGAUAUCUUGGAGGAUAUGCAAACCCAAAUUAGGCAAUGUCUCCGCAAUACUGUCCAACAACAGGUCAAGUCCGCAACAUAUCUGAGAUUCUUCGAUACCCUUGAAAAGCAGAAGGGUAGCAUUACAGCCAGUAUGGACUCUCUCGUGGAACCACUGCAACGAUCAACACGGCUUCUCAUCUCUAAAUGCAUGUCAAACAACGAGACUGCACCCUUUACAGCAAACAUGCAAUCAUUAUACCUUGAAUGCGAACAAUCACAAGCCACCAAAGGCAAGGGCAAGAGAAUGACCAAGCAUGCCGUUCGAUGCGAAACAUUCAAAAUGGGGGUAUGCGACCGGAGGAAGGGCCCGUACACGGAGGUUAAGACCUGCUUCUUGAACAAAUUUGGCAGUGUGUUCACUAAAUGGGAAACACGCCUGAGGACGGAAAUCUAUCCAAUCAUAGAGCAGAUCGAACAUGACUUCAAUCAAGUGUUCCCCGAAAGAGAAGAGAGUUCGCUCUCUAAAGAGAGUCAAGCAGUAAUUGGUGCUGCUGUCAGGAAAGCACAAGCAGUUCUUGACGGACCCAUUCGAGAGUCUCUUGCAAAAGCCGGCAUUCCAAUGGAAUCAACAAUGCCCAACAUGGUGCAGAAUUAG
Molecule: messenger RNA, 1704 nt
Organism: Aaosphaeria arxii CBS 175.79
Lineage: Eukaryota; Fungi; Ascomycota; Dothideomycetes; Pleosporales
Exons: 1
Coding region: 1-1704 (567 amino acids)
Source: RefSeq, a predicted model, not a curated record